Monodelphis domestica (gray short-tailed opossum) is the source of this 1934-nucleotide messenger RNA. RefSeq names its product eukaryotic translation initiation factor 2D (gene EIF2D). Gene Ontology annotation, biological process: formation of translation preinitiation complex; translational initiation. NCBI's taxonomy places the organism in Eukaryota, Metazoa, Chordata, Mammalia, Didelphimorphia, Didelphidae. The record is from RefSeq and is marked inferred. Gene Ontology annotation, molecular function: translation initiation factor activity; RNA binding.
UUUAGGAACGGGAUGGGCAUGGCCGCCCCCAGGGCCAAUGGCCCGGAGCUUUGUUGGCCGCCUCUCUAAUGGUGUCCACUCCUUAAUAGGCACGCCGGGACAACCCCCAGGCCGGAUCAGACCUAUCCUCCACCCCCUGCCUUGCUUUCCCGGCGGCAGCUGCAGCGGCCCCCGACGCCGUCAUGUUCGCUAAGGCUUUUCGGGUUAAGUCUAACACUGCUAUCAAGGGCUCGGACAGGCGAAAGCUUCGGGCUGAUGUGGCAGCUGCUUUUCCUGCCUUUGGUCCAGAGCAACUCUCUGAACUAGUGCCUGGGAAGGAAGAGCUCAACACUGUGAAGCUCUAUGCUCACAAGGGAGAUGCUGUCACUGUGUAUGUGAGUGGUGGAAACCCCAUUCUUUUUGAGCUGAAGGGAAAUCUGUAUCCCACAGUGUACACCUUGUGGUCUUACCCUAGUCUUCUGCCGGCCUUCAUGACAUGGCCUCUUGUGCUGGACAAGCUGGCUGGGGGAGCAGAUUUGAUGCUGCCUGGGAUCGUGGUGCCACCUGAUGGUUUACCUCAGGUACAACAGGGUGACCUCUGUGCCAUCACCUUGGUUGGGAGCAGGGCUCCUGUUGCUAUUGGAGUGGCCACCAUGUCUACAGAUGAGAUGCUGGCCUCCAGGCUGAAGGGGAGAGGUUUUACUGUACUCCAUACCUAUCUUGACCACUUGUGGCAGUCUGGGGACAAGUCAGCUCCACCCUCUAUUUCCCCACUGGACCAAGAGCCUCCAGAGUAUAGGGGGAACAUCAUAGAGGAGAGCCCAGUACAGGAAGAUUCUGUUCUUCAGAGUGACAUGGAAUGUCUCACCUUGCAAGGAGACAAGGAGAGCAGAGUGGAUAAUGAGAAAUCCCCUUCAGAAGUCACUGAUGAACCAAGGGAGGAAGGAAUGAACCAAGACCCAGCUGAUAGCAAGACCUUUCAAGAGCAAAUGGAUGAGCUGCUACAGAGAUGUUUCUUCCAUGCCCUCAAGUGCCGAAUCACAAAGGCUGACCUCCCUUUACUCACCAGUACUUUCCUGAGUUGCCACAUGUUCUCCUGCUGCCCUGAGGGACAACAGCUGGACAUAAAGAAGUCAAGCUACAAAAAGCUCUCCAAGUUUCUGCACCACAUGAUGAAACAGAAGAUUGUGCAGGUGAAGGAGUUGAGCAAAGGUGUAGAAAGCAUCAUAGCUGUGGAUUGGAAACACCCCAGCAUUACAUCUUUUAUUGUGCCUGAGCCCUCCUCAUCUGCCCAGAUUGUCCAAGAGGAUACCAAGGAAAAGCCUUAUCACCCACCAGAGAUUGAAUUCCUUUACUGUGUCCCAGCCAACAUGACUGCUCUCUUCCAGGAGUAUGGCCAUAAGAAGGGGAGCCCUCUCUCAGGCAGUGAGGUCCAUACGAUCAUCAUUGACUAUGCAAAGAAAAACAAACUGGUUGAUGCAAACAACAAAAAUCUUGUGAAGAUGGACCCCAUUUUGUGUGACUGUCUCUUGGAGAAAGAUGAACAACAUACAGUAUUGAGGCUUCCAUGGGAUAAAGUCCUUGCAAGAUGCCUGGACAGAUUGAAGCCUGCCUAUAAAGUGACCUUUCAUGGCCAAGAGCCUAUUGUGAAGAAAGGAAAACUCUCUCCAAUUUUCAUCACCUUAGCAAAGAGAACAUACAAUAAAAAGGUGACCAUGAUCCGGAACCUGGAGGCUUAUGGUCUUGAUCCAUAUUCUUUGGCUGCCACUCUCCAGCAGCGGUGCCAGGCAAGUGUCACCAUCAGCCCUGCUUCUGAUGCUAAGGAUACCAUGCAGGUCCAGAUCCAAGGGAAUCAGAUCAAUCAUCUAAGUCGGCUCUUGCUUGAAGAAUAUCACAUCCCUCGAAAAUAUAUCCGAGGCUUGGAAAAGGCCCCCAAACCUGUCAAGAAGAAGUGA